CACAUGCCCCAAUCGUUCUACAAAAUCUCUCACCCAAGCCAAGCCCAUCCGAUCCUCACUCGCACAGACCAACUUUCUCUCUCCUCUGUAUAUAUAUAUAUAUAUAUGUAUGUAUAGAUGAUUGCAGUUGACUGAUUCAGAGGUGAGUUUUGCAUAGGAAGCUAGAAUGAGUUUCAGGGAUGAGAGUAGUGAUGAAGGAAGGGACCUUAGGAAACCGUUCAUCCACACCGGGAGCUGGUACAGAAUGGGGUCGAGACAGUCAUCUAGCAUUAUCAGUUCCUCCGCUCAGGUUCUCCGUGAUGGUUCCAUCUCCGUUGUGCUCUGUGUCCUCAUCGUAGCUUUGGGUCCAAUCCAAUUCGGAUUCACGUGUGGGUAUUCUUCUCCAACUCAAUCGGCAAUCAUUAAGGAUCUUAAUCUUACUCUUUCAGAGUAUUCUUUGUUCGGUUCUUUAUCAAAUGUUGGUGCCAUGGUUGGGGCAAUAGCAAGUGGUCAGAUUGCAGAAUACAUUGGGCGUAAAGGGUCGCUAAUGAUUGCUGCAAUUCCUAAUAUCAUUGGAUGGCUUACGAUAUCAUUUGCGAAAGAUUCAUCAUUUUUGUUCAUGGGAAGAUUGUUGGAAGGUUUUGGUGUUGGUAUAAUCUCUUAUACGGUACCUGUAUAUAUAGCUGAGAUUGCACCUCAAAACAUGAGAGGAACCUUGGGGGCUGUAAACCAGCUCUCAGUGACCAUCGGCAUAAUGCUGGCUUAUUUGUUGGGGAUGUUUGUGAACUGGAGAGUGCUUGCCGUGUUAGGAAUUUUGCCAUGCACAAUACUGAUACCCGGAUUAUUUUUUAUCCCAGAAUCUCCACGAUGGCUUGCCAAAAUGGGGAUGACCGAAGAUUUUGAAUCCUCCUUGCAAGUUUUGCGGGGUUUUGACACAGACAUCACUGCAGAAGUGAAUGAUAUCAAGAGAACAGUAGCGUCAUCAUCAAACAGGCGAACUGCAAUCCGGUUUGCAGAUCUCAAGAGAAGAAGAUAUUGGUUUCCCUUGAUGGUAGGAAUUGGAUUACUUGUGCUUCAGCAACUCAGUGGUAUCAAUGGCAUCUUAUUCUAUUCUAGCAACAUCUUUCAAAAUGCUGGGAUUUCGUCAAGUAAUGUUGCCACAUUUGGACUUGGGGCCGUUCAGGUUUUGGCCACUGGAGUAGCAACUUGGUUGUUAGACAAAGCUGGUCGAAGGCUGCUCCUCAUUGUAUCAUCGGUUGGAAUGACCACUAGCCUCCUCGUUGUUGCAGUUGCCUUUUAUAUAGAGGGGAUUGUGUCAGAAGAGACUCAACUCUAUAAAGUGAUGGGUGUACUUUCACUCGUUGGGCUUGUGGCUGUGGUGAUAUUCUUCUCUUUGGGAUUGGGACCUAUUCCUUGGAUUAUUAUGUCUGAGAUUCUUCCGGUGAACAUUAAGGGUCUUGCUGGCAGUGCAGCAACAUUCUUAAAUUGGCUUACAUCUUGGGCUAUCACAUUUACUGCAAACCUACUCUUGAAUUGGAGUAGUGGAGCGACCUUCACAAUCUACACCGUAGUGACUGCGUUCACUGUUGUUUUUACUUCGCUUUGGGUUCCAGAAACCAAGGGAAGAACUCUCGAAGAAAUCCAGCAGUCUUUCAGAUGAUUUUACUGUUCUUUCCUUCUUUUUUGUAUGGUGGCUUGAUCGGUUCUCGAGUGUUUUUGUUAGUGUACAAUUCUUAUAUAUAUCUUUCAUGCAGAGGUGAUUGAUUGUUUUUUGUUGUAUGAAAUGUGGCAUACAGAACAAGUAAAGGAAAUAUUCAUUCAAAUUCCAGUAACUGCAAGUUUGCAAUGUUCUAAUAUC
This is a messenger RNA of Humulus lupulus (European hop), 1837 nucleotides long. RefSeq names its product sugar transporter ERD6-like 4. Gene Ontology annotation, biological process: transmembrane transport; carbohydrate transport. The transcript has 18 exons. Gene Ontology annotation, cellular component: membrane. The record is from RefSeq and is a predicted model, not a curated record. Bases 167 to 1639 code for a protein of 490 amino acids. Lineage: Eukaryota; Viridiplantae; Streptophyta; Magnoliopsida; Rosales; Cannabaceae. Gene Ontology annotation, molecular function: sugar transmembrane transporter activity.